Molecule: messenger RNA, 14670 nt
Organism: Gymnodraco acuticeps
Lineage: Eukaryota; Metazoa; Chordata; Actinopteri; Perciformes; Bathydraconidae
Exons: 15
Coding region: 12253-14304 (683 amino acids)
Biological process (GO): DNA replication
Molecular function (GO): nucleotide binding; DNA binding; DNA-directed DNA polymerase activity
Source: RefSeq, a predicted model, not a curated record
UUAUGUUAUAAUAUCAUGUAGUUAGUUAAUGCUGCUUGAUGUGUGUUAAAGAACCUCUAUGCAUCUGUUGUUUUUCUAUUAUGUAACAGCCCUAGAUUGUAAUUAUUUAGAAGCUUUAAUGAAGUAUCCUUCUAAGUACAAAUAAUGUGGUGUACAUUUUUUAACUAUAAGUGUAUUUAGCUAUAUUUCUUAAAAUCAAAUAUGUUUUUCAUGUGAAAGUAUCCAGAAUAACGUACUCUCUUGUUUUUAAAAAAGGUGGUUGCGCCCCUCCUGCAGCUUGAAUGGUCUCAGCUCAGAGCUCUUCAUCAAGUCAUCUCAACACAGACUGUGCUUGAGAAUUAAAACCUACCAGAGCAAUCCUCCCCGUUAUCAAAGGACAAACGCUGUUUGUUAAGGUCUGAUUUAAGGCCACACCACCUGAAUAAGCUGGAGAUCACAUGUAAAACUGUUAUUGAUGUAUCCGCCAGGUAUGUUGACUUUACGUCCAUAAAUGUAGAAGCAAAGUGAAAUGUUUCUUCAGCGAUGACACAUCUAUUUCUGAUUUUGUUUUUUCUUUUUGCGGGGGGUGAUUUCUUAAAAACGGUCAAGCAUGGAUGAUUUAAAAGAUAGUGAAAGGUCUUUUAUCGCGGGUUUACCUGAUACAAUUGAACUAUACAAUGAUGAGGGCUUUGUGUACGAAGACAUGCCAUUUCCACAGUGUUCAGACAGUAACAGUGAGCUAAAUGAUGCAAUAACAGAUGUAAGCGAGCCGAUGCCCUUGACAGAAACAAACCCCUAUACAGAUGGAGAAAGGUCUUUUCUUGAUGUGUUACCUGAUGUAAAUGAACUAUACAGUGAUGAUGAUGAUGAAUUCAGAUAUAAGGACCUGUCAUUUCCGCAGUGUUCAGGCAACAACAGUGAGUUAAAUGGCGAGGGCUCAGCUGUAAACGAGCCCACGGCCUUGUCAGAAACAAAUUCAAGCAGUCCAACAAAAACAUUAGACGGUGCCUUGGAUUGGGUGAUAGACUGCUACGAGGACCGGGGGCUUUUAGAUCAGCCUCUAGACAAUGACCCCCAUCUGAAUGGACAAAAUAGCGAAGCUUCGGCCAACGCCGGCCUACCCGUUUCCAGCAUGCAAGAUGGCGGGUGUGUUAAUGACAGCUCGAAUGACUCAGAAUCACCCGUUCGCUCCAUGCAAAGUAAUGGACAUGUUGAUCAGAAUGACACCCCGAAUGCUUCUGAAUCACAGGGCCCCCUGUCACAGCAUGGAGGAGGCCCUAGCAGAGAUGCCGAGCCAAGUGUUUUCUCUCGACCUGUAUUCAAUAACACAGAAAUGAGACAGUCUCUAGUCCUACCGCCUAUUAGGGCUGAAGCAGACUUUGGAGUCUAUUUUGAGGGUCUGAUGAACAAUGUGCAUAGCAUGCUUGCAUAUGCUUUUGCACGGGCAGAGAGAGAAGAUAUCGUGCAGAUUGAAUUACAUGGUGAACAACUAAGGGUUAACGUGUCAGCCAUUUUAAAUGGUCUCGAUGACAAUCUGGAUGAUUUUGAGGAGGGGCUGUUCAACGCCAUGCAAUCGAAUAUGAUUUUAAUGGCAGAAAGCAACAUGGAGCUAGUGGUUCAAAUUGUUCAGUCCCCCCGUGGAGGGGUUCAGGGUAAACGGAUGAUUAGUAAAAUGUUAGACAAUGAGAUUGUUAAAAAGAAGGGGCGUUUUCUUUACGUUGUUCAGAACUCCUCCAACCAGCUGUGUUUUGCUAUUAAUUUAGCACUGUUGUUACACGACAACAUCACUGAUAAUGAAGGUGUUGAACGUGGUAAAGAGAUUCAGAAGAGGGCGGGUUUGACAGCUCAUACAGCUGUGACAUUCAGCGACAUUGAUAAAUUCGAAGACAGUUUAAAAUGCAAGAUAGUGGUAUUUUACCGAAGCAAUGAUGAUCGUACCCUCUGUAAAUUCCAGACAGACGCCCCCAAACGAGACAAAACUGUGUUUUUGUUCCUCCUUCACAACCACUACUAUGGUGUCAAGAACUUGAAGGGGUUUUUAGGCUCUUAGUAUGUCUGUGAACAUUGUUACACAGGUUACAGCUCUCAAUGGAAUCAUUCCUGUACUGGUCAUUGUUAUGUCUGCCUUGACCCCUCAUGUACUCAGGGAGAGUUUAAACCCAUCUUUUGUAAAGACUGCAACAAAACAUGCCGUACAGUCGGCUGUCAUUCUCGACAUAAAGAGCAGAAACAGAGAUCAACAGACAUUGCCAGUAACUGUGAUUUACACAAAGUGUGUAGAUUGCCAACUUUCUUACUACACCCCCAAGAGUACAGCAGAUAAAACACACAAGUGUGUGACGAAAAAAUGUAAGACAUGCAAGGAAAAAUUACCAUCUGCUUCUACGCUCGGGUGUGAAAAACAUUUGUGUUACAUAGGAGUGCUGCCUAAAGAGACAGAACACAAUGACAACAUUGUGUUUUAUGAUUUUGAAACAAUGGCGGGGGCAGAUGGGGUACAUAUACCUUUCUUGGUUUGUACAAAAACCUUGGGGGGUGAAAUUUGGGUCGGCGAGGGAAUCGACUGUGCACUGCAGUUUCUGGCACACUUUAGGCGCCCAAAGUUCAAGAAUGCAACAUUCAUCGCUCACAAUGCUAAGGGUUUUGACAGCUAUUUCAUUAUCAACGCAAUGGUUGCACAGGGGCUAAAGCCCCCGUUAAUAAUGCAGGGAAGUAAAGUGCUCUCUUUUACUGACGAAGAUUUAGGGCACAAGUACAUAGACUCACUGUCUUAUCUGUCUAUGCGUUUAGCAGACAUGCCAAAAGCUUUGGGAUUUGGAGCUAAAAUCAAGGGAUACUUCCCUCACGGUUUCAGCUCCAAGGCUAACCUGAGUUAUAUAGGCCCUUAUCCACCCGCACACUGUUAUGGGGUUGAACGCAUGACAACUGGUGAAAAGAGUGACUUUUUCACGUGGUAUGAGACGGUACGCCAGGGUACGUUUGACUUCCGAGAGCAGGCAUUGCUUUACUGCAAAAACGAUGUGGACAUUCUUGCCCAGGGGGCCACAUUAUUUCGGAAAGGUUUUCUCGGGGAGACAGGAGUUGAUCCUUUUAGUCGCUCGACUAUAGCUUCUGCCUGUAUGAAAGUUUUUACCACAAACUUUCUAUCGCCCAAAACCCUAGCAAUUCCCCCACCCGACGACUACCGCCGUGAAAACAAGACGUACUCAGACGCAGGUAUUCAGUGGCCGGAGUGGGUAGCUCAGACUGAAGGUGUUUUUAUUCAACAUGCGUUGAAUGAAGGAGAGAAACGAGUGGGACAUUUCGUCGUAGACGAGUUUGCCGAAGUUACCGGGGAAAAGAUUGUCUGGGAAUUUCUUGGUUGUUUCUAUCACGGAUGCCCCUCUUGCUAUAAGGGGCAUGAGAAAAAUCCAUUGAUAGGUGACACAUUUGAGCAUCUCCAUGCUGCUAGUGAGGCAAAACUGCAUGAGCUAGACUCUGUUCACGGGGCCAAAGUGAACGUUAUGCGUGAGCAUACAUGGGUUGAGAUGAAAAAAUCCAAUCAAGAUUUGAAGGCUUUCCUCAGGGUAUACAAUGCACCAGAACCGCUGACCCCCCGCGAUGCUUUAUACGGGGGAAGGACAUGUGCAGUAAAGUUGAGGCACACAGCAGUGGCAGAUGAAUUGGUUCAUUAUUGUGAUUUCACCUCACUCUACCCUUUUGUAAACUGCACAGGCCUAUAUCCACUUGGACACCCUCAGAUCAUAUUCCGAGAUUUCAAAGACCCUCGCAGUUAUUUCGGGUUAAUCAAAGCCACAGUAGAACCUCCUAGGGGUCUAUACUUUCCUGUCCUGCCCUACCGAACUGCAGCUGGUAAACUGGUGUUCACUCUAUGCCGCACAUGCGCUGAGCUUAACAACCAACAGGGGCCCUGCAUGCAUAGCAAAGAGGAAAGAGCAUUAACAGGGGUUUGGGUGACCCCAGAAUUCACCAAAGCCCUGGACAUGGGGUACAAGAUGACUCAGAUCACAGAGGUGUGGCAUUUUGAGAAGAAAAGUGACAGCAUUUUUGUAGACUAUAUACACACAUUUUUGAAGGGUAAACAAGAAGCAUCCGGCUACCCUUCAGAGGCCUCAGAUGAUGAGAGCAGACAAAAGUAUGUGGCAGACUAUCAUGCUAAGCAGGGCAUCUUGCUGGAUGCAGAUACAAUCAAAUCAAAUCCAGCCAAAAGACAAGUGGCAAAACUAUGUCUCAACAGUUUCUGGGGUAAAUUUGCCCAGAGAAGCAAUCUGACUCAGACUAAGAUUGUGACCAAAACCGAAGAAUUUCUUAACCUCUUGUUUUCAGCUAAACAUAAGGUUAAGUAUUUCUCAUUCCUCAAUGACCGAACGGCUCUUGUUCAGUGGUGCUACGGUGAAAAUUGUUACUCUACUCCCAACAAGGUGGAUAACAUAUUCAUCGCCGCCUUUACCACAGCGUAUGCCAGGCUGAAACUGUACAGUGAAUUGGAGAAAUUACAGCGCAGAGUAUUCUACUAUGACACAGAUAGCAUAAUCUAUGUGACAAGACAAGGAGAGAGUCCCCUACCGAUGGGGGUCUAUCUGGGAGACCUGACAGACGAGCUGGGGGGCGAUAUGAUUAAAGAGUUUGUUUCAGCAGGCCCUAAAAGUUAUGCUUAUCAGACCAAAAAUCAAAAAAAAGUUGUGAUGCGUGUGAAAGGCAUCACACAAACGCACGAAUGUUGCGAACGAGUGAACUUUGACAGUCUGGCCGACCUGGUGGAGGGCUACGUUCAAAACUCUGAGAGGGGGAGGGUAAUUGAGGUCCCACAGCACAGCAUUGUAAGGAAUAAAGAGGUUUUCGCUUUGAGAAAUGUGUCAUUCACCAAAAAGUUCCGAGUUGUGUUUGACAAGAGACGUUUGUUAGCCGGGGGAAAUACUUUGCCUUUUGGGUAUUGAGAAAAUAAUUGAAAAAGAGACCACAUGUUUUCACCAAGUCAAAUUGAUUUUGACCCCCGGCUGCGUGUUCCUUUUUCCUGUCUAGUAGUGGGCCCUAGUGGGUGUGGAAAAACUUUUUUUGUCAAGAAUGUAUUGCAAAAUUGUAUUCAUGUAAUGGAUGUCCAGCCUCAAAAUAUUGUGUGGAUUGUCUUCUUUCCAACCCAUGUAUGCUGAACUGCAGGAAAAUAAUAAAAAUAUGAAGUUCGUCAAGGGUCUGCCUGAAUCAUUUGAAGAUGAAUCGCUAUUUCCUCCUGAUCAAAGUAAUUUGAUUAUAUUAGACGAUGUUAUAUUUCAGGCCUCUGAGCAUCCGGAAGUAGUCAGACUUUUCACCCAAUACCGUCAUCAUAGAAACAUGAGCGUUAUCAUGCUUACCCAAAAUGUUUUUCACCAGGGAAAAAACAGUCGCACAAUUAGUUUAAAUACUACUUACAUGGUCUUGUUUAAAAACCCCAGAGACAGAUUACAAAUGAACAUACUUGCUCAACAAAUACACCCUGGUAAUAAAUCAUUUUUCCUACAAAGUUUUGAAGACGCCACCACGGAACCUCAUGGUUAUUUAAUCGUAGACAUGACCCCCACCUGUCCAGACAUCUACAGGCUUAGAUCGGGAGCACUACCUAAUCAAUGGCUAGUUGUUUAUGUACCAAAAACGAAGACUUGAAAAAACAGUAUGUCGGCCCGUUUAAAAAGAAACAUGCCUCUGCUGAGGGCCUUAUGUCAAGCCCCGCCUUCAAAGCGCAAGGAUAUUCUCGAGAACUGCUCCACGGAUUUUCUUCAAUCACUCUGUGAACUGUCUCUAAAUCUUUUAAAAGGUAAUAUCCCCCUGUCAGGCAUUCAGUAUAAGAAGCUUAAGAAGCAAAAUAAAUUUUUCAAACUCUUGGCCAAUAAAAAGACCAACUUAAAAACUAAAUUCAAGGCCUUAAGAAAGCAAUCUGGAGGUUUUCUUCUGCCGCUGCUCGGUGCGGUGAUCCCCAUUUUAGGUCAACUUUUAGGAGGGCUCGCUCGAUCAUGAGUCAAAAGAUGUUUCUGCUAUCACCUCACCAGUUUAAUCAGCUCAAUCAGAAUGGUGUAACUAACCCUCAUAGUAAGGAAACAAUUAGACGCAUUGCCGAAGAUGUUCUGGAUGAAAAAAUGAGAGCAACGCUAAACGAACCAGGAUUACCCCCUUAUGAAAAAAUCAUAAAAUACAACACCUUGUUACAAAGAUAUCUCACCUUACUCAAACAAGACGGGCUUGAGGAACGACAUAUUACUCUAACUCUACCUGAAGACACGGGGUGGUAAAAGGAGAAGAAAAGGAUGGCACGUCCGAUGAUAAAAUAAAGAACGAUGUGCUUCAACACCUCCCUAAGCGUUACCACAAGAAUGCCGAGUACAUUAUGAGUAAAUUAACCACGAGUACAGCUGGAUGGACACCAGCGGAGGAAUUUAUAGAAAAGGGGGUAGCUGUAAAAGGUUCCCACAUGUUAGAUUUAUUUAAACAUUUAUCCUGCGCGUAUAAAACAAAUGUCCAGGAGCCUAAAGGCUGGCGGGGGUUUUUAAAUAGUCUGAAUGAGAUCAACAUUCCCUUAACAGCUUUUCAAAACCUUCACGCUCGUGAACAAUAUCGCAUAAUCAAAGAGGGCGAACUAAAUCGAGAAAAUAUCCCCCGAAAAAGAAGAAGAAAAAUAAAAACAUCUCCCACUACCCCCGGUUGGGACACUUUAGGAACAGCCGUAGAACCUCAGAAUGCCCUGCUUAAGAAGAAAAGGAUAAGGCAACACAGAAUAUUAAGUCCAAGAUGGUUACAUUUAACCCCUUAAAGUUGUAUUAUAUUUCAUGAUUUCCUAAUAAAGACAGUCAUCUGAAUUAAUUUUGUCUUCAGACCUUUUUUUAUUUCUACAUUUUAUAACAAUCUUUGAACAUUUGUAGCGAACAAACACUGUGGUUAAAAUGAGUGUCUUUAUGACGUCUCUCACACCUUUGGUAUUUUUUCACAAAAUUCGUUACAGCUGCAUCAUUUUUUACCACAUCAUCUUGAUAUAAAGAUAACACAUUUUCGUAAGACAACCCGGACGCUCUUUUGCAUAGAUAAAAAACACAGUGUUGACCACAGGCUGUAGACAUGACAUUCUGAAGUUGCCGGUUAUGGUAUCAAAUAGUUUCACAUUGUGUUUCUAGAAAUUGCAGGAUGCUUUUAGGAUAAUGACUAAAAUCGGGGGGAAAUCCGAAAGAAUCAAAAAAAGUUCCUUCCCCUUCCUCUAAAGUCACUGCUAGCCAGUGUUCUCCGGGCAUGUGGGAGAGGUGGGUGUUUACAAUCAUGUAUACAGGGCAUCUAAAUAAUUGUUUUACUCGGGGUAGCUGGUCUGAGGCCCAUACCCCCCCAAAAGAGUCCCCCACCAUAUGCUGCAGGAGACUAUCCAAUUGGUGAUUAUUCAUGUUGUAGUCUUCUUAGUAAUAAUCUACCAGCACUUGUCGUUUUGAAUUAAUCUCCAGAAUCUAAUCAAAACAAGAAUAUACGAUUAAAGUGGUAGUCUGUGGCAGCGGUACUCUGAACCUCAUUUCCAAUCUUAAACUACCGCUUGUGAUGGGAGAUAAGGCGUCGGCGUCUUCCGCCGCCGUUAAAUUAAACACAAAUAAUGAGUAUCCUUGUUCGAAAUCAUCUCUGUCUAUACUUAGAGGUAAGUCUUUCAUGUGUCUCCUUGUAGCAGUUAACAUGUUGUAAAACUCUCUGACUGACGACCCCCGGUUAAAUUGGGGUUGAAAUGCUUUGGCCGGUACUUGCCUGCCAUUCUGACACAGAGCAAGGUAUUCCAUAUCAUUAUGAAGGAAAUUAAAAGGUGAAAGCUCUCUCCUUCCGGUGAAGGCUUCGUGAUUUACCAUACCCAAUACUAUGUACUUGGGCAUAUUACCCAAAAAGAGAUUUUCUUGGUUGCAUAUUCUAGAAUUCACCGGUAUACUAUAUGUCUUGAGAUUCACCCGUGAUAGGGGGUAGAGGGCGUUACCUCUCAGCAGAGCCGCAGCAUGACCUAAACGCACUGCAGGCGUGAUUGUGGCCUUUUUGAUAAAAAGUGAAGCCCCCAGUAUUUUUAGACGGUAUGUAGAGUCAUUUGCAAACAUGAGAGUAAAGGCAUCGUUAGAUCUGGUGAGUUUGAUUCUCAAAUCUACAGAGUUCAGGAGAAGCCUCUCACUGAAAAAUAUAUCCGUGUGUAAAGCACCCAUCAAGUGAAGCUCCCGAGAUUCUGCUGUGAAUGAGGCCCUCUUUACCAGUCCCUUAUUUGGUCCAUUGGCUAUGACUAUAGAGUCCAUAGAUCCCGCGGUGUCUUUAUAAAAUAAGCCGGCUGUGAACUGAGUUUUUAAAGUAGAAUCAGAGUAAUUCAAUAGCGUUUCAAUCAUCGCCCUGUAAGGAUGAGUCGAACUGGAUUGAGAAAUUAGUCUGUCCCCUAGAAUAACGUCGCAUUGACUAAAAAUUGUAUUCAGAGGGUAAUUAACUAGGGCCACGGAGGCAUCAGCUGCCAGAUUAGUCCCAUCUGCGUUGGUUAUUUUGAUCCUGAGAUGUAUCAAGGUGUCAUUCAUAUCCAGGUAUUUAUCUCCGUCCCCGGGGAUACAAAAUUCUAUGGGUCCGUCCUCCGUAAUGGCAGACAACGGAAGGACCUCUGUGUAGUGUUUUUCAUCUAUAGAAAGUUGCGUCAUUGGGGCUCAAAAUAAAUCCAGCUCUGCCAUGCUGCAUUCAGCAGAUUUAUGAUGUAAAAGAGCCAUAUUUAACACUCUAAAAUAUAUCUCUCCCCAAUACGUUCCUUCUCCGAGGGUGUUUUUUCCCCAAUGAUUUUCUUUUGACUGAGUGUUUUCCUUUCUUGACACCCCUCGGAACCCGUUUGCCUGGAGGUCUCUUCCUGGCCCUUCUUGCCAAAACCAUCAGACCACCUGAUCCUUCUUGAGAUCCGGGGUCUGAUUGGCGGCCGAAUUUAUGGACAGCCUUACUGAUAACAUCUGAUGCAAUAUUUUUGGCCGCCGAUUUCAGAUGAGGUUUAGCUAUGGCGAACCCUUUUCUCACCAGGGGGGCGACAAAACGAAAUAAUCUCGAAAAUAUAGAGCCAAUGCCUCGCCCGUACAUCACCGGUGCACCAUAAAAACCAGGCAGGGAUCCCCCCGCUUGAUUUUCAUAGUAACUCACCAAACGUUGGGGGUCUUGAUGAAUCAUCGUUUUGUAAAAGAUUGCCCUGCUUUUGAGGGUCGGAAAUGAAGUUUCACUACACUUUUUCCGUAGGUGAACUUUACUGGUUUGUUCUGGUCGUUUUUUAUUUCUACCUUUAUAUUCUCGAUGUGUGUUUUUGUUACCGGCAAGUAGUAUGCAGGAUUAAAAUACUGAGUUACUGUAUCGCCGAAUGUUCCUCUUAUAUCUACGGUUCUCAAGAGAGGAGCAAAAGCGUCACCUACCCGCUGGUGACUGACCACAUUGCUAUAGCAGUAUAGAUGUGUUGAGCCAGCCUUUAUAUCCGCUGGAUAGGCUGCUGAUUUAUCAUCAAAUUUGAGCCACUGGUCUGGUUGUAUUCCAAGCAUAUAAGCGACGGUUUUUGGAAAGCGGAAACGAUAUUGGGCCCCUCCUAGAAAUUCGAUUUUCCUGUGAAUUGGACUAUAGUGUAAACUGACAUCAGUCAAUUUUUUUGAAGCAGGACUCAAGUUCCUCUAUGAGCUGAGUUAUGCUACUAUAGUAACCAGCUCUAAACAUAUGAAGCCUUAACUUGCUAGUCGGGGAUAUGUCGGGGAGUUUUGCUUUCUUUAUCCACUCAAAAAAGGCUGCUUCCGUAGGUAUGUUAUACCCAACCCGGUAUCACGGUGAGACGUGAACCUGUGACGCUUUACCAUUGCUGGGAGACGUGAAGAUGUCACGGUUUCAUCUUUUCAAAACGUGAAAAGCGUGACAGCUACACGGUAUUGUUAACCCAUGUUAACCAGUGGAGAAAUACCCGGAAGUGCCAAGCAAAUGGUCUUCCGCGCCUAUUGGUUGGUUUUUAUUGUCAAAAUUAGAUGUUUUUAAUUUAUUUUGUAAUCCUCACACUCGAUUUCGCCGAUUUUCUUGUGGCUCUAGCUGGUCGAGACCUCUUUCAGCAGAAACAAAGGCUACGAUGUUAAUCCAUUUGUGUUGUUGUGGAAAUAACGGACGUGACGUUGUGUGAUCUCUUAGCAACUGAAGUCCGUGAAAUAUAAACACCACUAAGGUUCAAGGGUCAAGGGUUUUUGUUAUCAGAUGCUAGCUACAGUGUAAUUUUGGCAUUUCAAAUCUUAGAUCCCGAGCUCCUCCAACAGUGCAACAUAAUAUAAAUAGGACAUAAUAAGAAAAUAAAUAAAGAUAAAUAAAAAAUAGUGCAAAAUGCACCACUUUUGGUUCAAAUUAUGAAACCAGUAGAUUCAUUCAUUUAUUUAUUUAUUUGUGUUACCCCAGCUAAAUCGAUGUUAAUCCAUUUAUGUGGUUGUGGAUUUACUGUACGUUACGUUGUGCGGUCGCGUAGUAAGUGAACACCAUGCUACCGAUUACUGUCCGGUGACCGUGAACGCACCGGACAUCCGCUACAACCUCCUCUCUGUCUGACUUCGCCAAGCAGGUAAUGUGCUGCACCGCAUGCCUCCAAUAUUUUUAAUGUUUAUUGCAAGUAAAUCAGUUGUAGUUACAUAUCUUUUUAAAGCACGAGCUAGCUAAACACAUAUUAGCUUUACUUGACCGGAGAUAUAGUGCAGUGAUGAGUCCUAUAACCCGGAAGUGAGUUCGCAUUUUACAACUAUUAGUUCCCUCGUCUCAGAGUCAAUGGGAUUUCUCCAUAGGAUUUUGGAAAAUAGCUCGAAAUAAGAUCUGUGGAAAACGAACCUGCUUGAUAAAUGCACGUUUUGUUCAGCCGGAUAAUCUCCACAUAUCUACCCUACUUGUAUACUUUUCGAAUCAUAAAUCUAAUGGCCAGAAGCAAAAUGCUAACGUUAUGCUAUAAACUAACUACAGACCAUGGAUGUAUAAUAAGAACCUUUAGAAUAAUUACCUUUUAGAAGUACACCAAAACAUAACUGCUAACAAUGUAAAUGCUGUGUUGGAAAAAAAGUGAAUGUAAGAAAAUGUUGAGUUAAAUACUUUUGGCACUGUAUAUACAAAUCUUGGAAAAAUGCCUAUUGUGGCUGUCAUACUUGCAUACAGUGGCAACUAAUAGUAUUGUGAAGAAAUGUCAUGACAACCAUCUUCAGACUGUUACUGCACGCUGAUUGUUGUGGUCCUAUUUAGGACAAAACGUUCAGAGCUGUCCUUGUUCCAGUCCGCCCCUGAUUGAUUAGUGCUUUAACUCGUAAAUUACCCCCAAUGUUAAAGCUUGUUGAUGAUAUGUGAGAUUGUAAAUUGUCAUGCAUUCUAAAGUGUUCACUGUAUUUUUUUCCUUCAACAGAUACCAAAGAAAUAUCAAACAGCACUUUUAAGAGCCUUUUUCAAUGUCUUCUCUUCUCCCUCCUCAGAGCUAUAUUCCCUACAUUUCUUCCUGUCUUCUCCCAAUUUUUACCAUCUUCAUCUCUGUCUCUUUACCACUUUCUCUUUUGUAUUUAUACGCACACACACACACACACACACACACACACACACACACACACACACACACACACACACACACACACACACACACACACACACACACACACACACACACACACACACACACACACACACACACACACACGUAGUGUGCCCACAGGUAAGAACUUACACUUUUCACGACUUAUAUAUUACAAUCGACUAACAGUGUCAUAUAUUUAUGUCUUUGUUAUGCAAAACUUACAGGGAAAUAAAAAAUGGUCUUAUUCGAGCUGGUAACACAGUAGACGACGUUGCAGUGUAUUAUACUGUAGUACUGCUAUAAUUCUAGAUUAUAUUAUAAAAACAAUUUUAUAUAUAGGAUUUCAACAGAUUAACAUUAUCAUAUAUUUUUGUCAAAUUCAAGAUAGUGCUUUUACAGUGCAAUGUCAUGGUCAAGCUUGUAAGAUAGUAGAAGUUGUGUAACCUUACGUUUCGAUUACAUAAUAUUUUACCGCUGAAUUUUAGCUUUGUACUAAAACUAAGUAAGGGGCCAUUAUUGCAUUGAUACUAAAUUAAUUUACUCAAAUUAAAUAAAAAUGCAAGUGUUUUUAUUCUAUUCUAAACAGGAUACAGUUUUUGUUGUAGCUUGGGGAAGGAAUUACAGUCACGGACUAGACAAAGGAAAAUUAGUCAAUAUUUGUAUUUGAUUGCAUUCUGAAUUUGAAACCCAGUUUUAAAUGACCUUGUCUUUUAUUUGUCUUUAUCUCCAAAAGAAUGCCAGGACCAGGUUCAACUUCGAGGCAAUGUUCAAGCUGCUGCAUGUCAUUCAAUGUGGCAUGCAAAACUUGCAAGUUCUGCAAGGCGGUGCAGCCCCGCAAACUGCGCCUUAACAAAAAGAUGGAGAAGUUUGAUACAAAGGCAAACACCUGGGUCCAGGCCCAAAAAAGAAAUAGAAAAGAAGAAGAAAAGAAAGCUAAACCAAGCGAGGAACAGCUAGAAGACGCCAUUUUCCAUGCCGAUUUACUUUGUAAACAACUGAAGGAGGAAGAAGACAGGGCCAGAGUAGCAUGCAUGACUACUUUAUUGAAGGAGGAAGAAGACAGGGCCAGAGCAGCAUCUAGCUGGAGCAGAAUCCGCUGGGUAGGCAAAGAUGUUCAGGGGUGUCCUCUAAAAAGGAGGGACAGAAGUGGGGCAACCUGCCGACGUACUAAAGCCAGAACUGUUGCCAUUAACAGUCCAGUGACUGUGGAACCAGCUGGAGCAACCUCUGCAGUACCCCCUCAGCUUUUUGAAGAUGAGAUUCAGCAAUUACAGGAGCUUUUGGUUGAUCAACCAUCAACCUCUUCCUCAUGGUGCCUGCGCCAAAGUGCUGCCCAAUUAGAGUGGCAAAAGGCAAGGUCCCAUCACUUGGACAGCUUGCUCUCUUCAACUAUGGUACCGGAAAGGAGAUGCUCACAUUGCUCCGCUCCUGCGGUCCUUCGCUGCAGAGAAUGCAUGCCCCUUGAAUGGUUGUGUCAUGACUGUGACAUUUCUAAACACAGCAUACACACCCUUCAUAACAGGGAGUCCUUCAAUGAAGGAUAUUUCAAAUGUAUUCCCCCAACAAUGUCACUAUUCAAGACAAAUGACAUGUUCACUUUGAGACACCAAGAUCGUCUUCUGCCCACUGGUAGGCCUUCACACUCGUGUAACCCUGAAGGUGUUACCGAGUCUAUAGGCAGGCCUGUCAUUUUCGUCUGCAUUAAUGGGCGUUAUGAUUUGCAUCUCCCCAAGAGGGUGUGCAACACAUGCCAUUACGAAUGGACACCUGAUUGGGGAGACCUCAUUAGAAGCGGUUACUGGCCAGCUUCUGUGAACGGAGACACAUUAUAUUCCACGGAUGUCUUCAAAUCUUUUGAGGACCUGAAGACUGUGGCACCAGGUUUGUCCAGACAGGCCUUUUUACAGAUGCUGGAACGGAGGACACAGCAUUAUGGGAGGACAGGAAAAAUCCAUGGAGAUGUCUUCCAAAGAAGCUUUCUGGAGUAUAUGGCCUGCCAGUACGAGUGCCAGAAAAUGACGUGUGAGGAACUCUUCUCAUGCCCAGCUUGUACUCCCAAAAUGUUGGCUGUGUCAGUGGAUGGGAAUAGGAAACAGUACCGUUUCCGACUGUCACAGAGGAUCGAUGAACCACUUUUUAAAGGGCCGUUCAUCAUGGAAGACUCGGCUGUCACAGACUUUGUUGACAAAGUCAGAACAAAUGUAAAAUGUACCCCAGGAAAAGGUACAUGUGGUACCAGCCAGUGGUCAGCUACUCGAGAGACAGCAAGAAGAGCCAGCAGGCUUGAUGAAGAGGGGUUAGAGGUGGCUGUAUGUAGACAUGGAGUGCUACUGAAAGCUCUCAACAUGUUCAGAGGAGAAAUAUUUGCCUACCCCUUGUUCCUUCAAACGCAGUUUCAAGCUACAAACGUGCAUUUUUAUUGCACAGAUAUUGCUUGUAAAUACUGGCCCUACCUCGAGAAAGUGGCAAAGACAAUGCCAGAACUGCGACCUUUGCUGAGCAUGCAACCGUUUCUCUCGGUCAUGCAUGCCAAGGCCCAUUCCACAAAGUGUGAGAUUGUAUGGAGUGGGAGAAAUUUGGAGGGUGCUGGUUCGACGGCCGGGGAAGAAGUGGAGAUGGUGAACAGCUUUCUGUCACGUUGUGCCAUCACAACUAAAUACAUGACAAAAUCAGCUCGCAAUGACAUGUUGACUGUCCAUGCAAUGGGAUGGAACAGACGGAAGCAGGAAAACCUUCAUGUGGUGUUGGCCAAGAGAUAUGUCAAGAAUCACAAUGUUGGAGGGUGAGACUCAAAAAAUGAAGGACACCUGCGAAGAGCUUGGAUGCCCUGAGGACAAAGUCCAACAAUGGGUUAAUUAUGUUAGAGACUGGGCAACAAACGACAACACAUCAGGUGACAAUCAGUCUCUCCAGAGGUCCAUUGAGCAGCUAUUUCUAGGGCUGUGCCAAAAGAAAGCUUGCCUCUAUAGACAGACUGACAGCAAUAAGAUUCGGCAGUUGCGUCGCAAAAGGUUAAGGGAGGAAAAGACCAAACUCUUAGCGGCAAUACGCCAGUACAACACCGGACAGCCUCCUGAAACAGAAAUCCAAGAAGAAGAGGUGGAGAGAAGACUGUCUGCAGAACAGCAAACAACAGACAGUCUAAUAUGGCC